This is a messenger RNA of Pseudomassariella vexata, 1050 nucleotides long. RefSeq names its product Golgi phospho protein 3-domain-containing protein. Gene Ontology annotation, biological process: Golgi vesicle budding; Golgi to plasma membrane protein transport; Golgi organization. The record is from RefSeq and is a predicted model, not a curated record. Bases 1 to 1050 code for a protein of 349 amino acids. Gene Ontology annotation, cellular component: cytosol; trans-Golgi network; Golgi cisterna. Gene Ontology annotation, molecular function: phosphatidylinositol-4-phosphate binding. Lineage: Eukaryota; Fungi; Ascomycota; Sordariomycetes; Amphisphaeriales; Pseudomassariaceae. The transcript has 4 exons.
AUGUCAUCAGGUCUGACGAGACGCCGUGGAGGAGGCGGUGGGGGAGCAUCACAGGAAGGCGAGGGCAGCAACGGCAUGAGUCGAAAUACCUCGACUUCUAACGUGCGCGACAACGGGCCCGAGACAAGCUACGAGUCAGGCGAGAAUGGCCACAAGAUCGCCUUUGAUCCCCGUGACAUUAACGAGACCGCCGAGCGGAACAAACAGCCCAAGCUCACCUUAAUGGAGGAGGUGAUAUUGUUGGGAAUCAAGGACAAACAGGGCUAUCUGUCAUUCUGGAACGACAACAUUAGCUAUGCGCUCCGUGGUUGCAUCGUCCUCGAAUUGGCCUUCCGCGGCCGUAUCAGCAUGCAGAAAGAUCCCUCCAGACGACGAUUCCCAUUAGCAGACCGCGUAAUCGAGGUCGUCGACGACACAUUGACCGGCGAGGUACUGUUGGACGAGGCGCUGAAAAUGAUGAAAGCGAGCGAGAAGAUGAGCGUUAGCUCGUGGAUUGAUCUAAUGAGCGGCGAGACUUGGAACUUGAUGAAGAUUGGCUACCAGCUCAAACAAGUACGGGAGCGGCUCUGCAAGGGCCUGGUCGACAAGGGUAUCCUGCGCACCGAGAAGCGCAACUUCCUUCUGUUCGACAUGGCCACGCAUCCGGUCGCCGACGGCGGCGCCAAGGAAGAAAUCCGCCGGCGCGUUAGAAACGUGCUGACACAACGCACCGUUGUGCUCCCAGCCUCGCAGUUUCUACCCGAGAAUCUCGAGUUCCGCUACACACGUACCAUCGCCAUGGUCUGCGCCGCCUACGCGGCUAAUGUCCUCGAAAAUGCGCUCAGCACGCUUGGCCACGAGGCGAGGGAGCGCGCCUUCACCCAGACGGACGAGCUGUUGGCCGAGUACAGCCAGUGGCCGUUUGGGAAGAAGGCCAGCUCUCAGGGCAUUGGAGCUAAUAUGCCCCAGGUCAUUGCAGAGGAAGUCGCCAAAGCCAAGGAUAAGGACCUGCAGCUCGAAGUUGUCGCUGCCUGCUUGAGCGUCUUCACCCGCCUCGACUCGCUUCUCUGA